AUGAAAACAGAAGAGCAUUCUUACAAUUUCUUUAAUGUUUUUUUUCACACAUUUUUAGUCAUUGGUAGUGCUGGAACAGGAAAAUCCUGCAUACUUCAUCAGUUCAUUGAAAAUAAAUUUAAAAAGGAUUCAAACCAUACAAUUGGGGUAGAGUUUGGAAGCAAGGUUGUGAAUGUUGGAGGGAAAUCUGUAAAACUUCAAAUCUGGGACACAGCCGGACAGGAACGAUUCCGCUCUGUGACCAGAAGUUACUACAGAGGAGCUGCUGGUGCCCUGUUAGUGUAUGACAUCACAAGUCGAGAGACUUACAAUGCCCUGACAAACUGGCUGACCGAUGCUAGGACUCUGGCCAGUCCAAACAUUGUCAUCGUGUUAGUGGGAAACAAGAAGGACUUGGAACAGGAGAGGGAAGUCACCUUUCUUGAGGCCAGCAGAUUCGCACAGGAAAAUGAACUGAUGUUUUUGGAAACAAGUGCUUUGACUGGAGAAAAUGUAGAAGAAACCUUCCUCAAAUGUGCCAGAUCUAUUUUAACAAAAAUAGAAUCAGGAGAACUUGAUCCAGAGCGGAUGGGGUCUGGAAUUCAAUACGGAGACACCUCUCUGAGGAGAAUUCCAAAGGAGACAUUUGGACCUAGCGGGAAGCGACCAGACUGUGCGUGCUGAGAGUACACCUUCUUUAUCUAACGAGAUCUGACUUCAUAGCUGUGUAUCCAUCCAAGUGUCAUAUCAUUGCCUUUGUCGCAAUUCGCUGAUUAUAGUCUAUAUUUGUCUAAAUGUACAGGCUUGUACUGGUGUGGCAUGACAUUUUCAUGAGUUGUGUUAUUUAAAAGAUGUGAUUUAUAUGAGAAAAGAAAUAUUUAAAAGAUGUGAUCUGUGAAAAAAGAAGUUUAGGAGCUUUAGUUUUGAAAGAUAAUGUCUGAAAUUCAUGAACGCACAAUGUUUAUUAUGCAUAUUUUUUGUCAAUGAUUUGUUUAAGGUAUAAAUCAAGCUUCUAAAGAAACCAAACACCAAAACAAAAAGAUGCCAGGCAGUGUUGUAAAAUGUAACAAAUUUAAUUUCAAUCUGAAGUGAGUUACAUUUACUUUCAAUUACAAUACUAGUAUGUAGAAUUUUGUGUAGUGUAGCAUAAACUCUGCUUCAUUAUAAGCAAAACAGUGUAUUUAUUAUAAUGUGUGAUGUAAUGUCACUUUAAUCUUAAAUAGGAAUUAAUAUACAUGUAAUAUGUUUGAUCUUGAAUUCAUCUUUCUGCAUCAUGCUUAGAUGUAAGGAAUGCUAUUUUAUAUGCAACCAAGUCA
Saccostrea cuccullata (small rock oyster) is the source of this 1295-nucleotide messenger RNA. RefSeq names its product ras-related protein Rab-4B-like. The record is from RefSeq and is a predicted model, not a curated record. Gene Ontology annotation, molecular function: GTP binding; GTPase activity. Gene Ontology annotation, biological process: vesicle-mediated transport; regulation of endocytosis; Rab protein signal transduction. The transcript has 7 exons. Lineage: Eukaryota; Metazoa; Mollusca; Bivalvia; Ostreida; Ostreidae. Gene Ontology annotation, cellular component: recycling endosome; plasma membrane. Bases 1 to 663 code for a protein of 220 amino acids.